Messenger RNA from Tigriopus californicus, 2499 nucleotides. Its product is annotated as sulfhydryl oxidase 2-like. The coding region runs from base 239 to 2374 and encodes 711 amino acids. Gene Ontology annotation, cellular component: Golgi membrane. Gene Ontology annotation, molecular function: protein disulfide isomerase activity; flavin-dependent sulfhydryl oxidase activity. The record is from RefSeq and is a predicted model, not a curated record. The transcript is spliced from 3 exons. NCBI's taxonomy places the organism in Eukaryota, Metazoa, Arthropoda, Copepoda, Harpacticoida, Harpacticidae. Gene Ontology annotation, biological process: protein folding.
UCAGAGGAGUGACCAAAUUUCGGAAUAGUACCGUUACCAACUCUACAUUCAUCACCCGAGUCCCCGACUUAUAAAGUUCCAAUAAUGUUCCUUCAAGCUUCCUGACACGUGUGCGAUCCAAAGGGAAACGCAUUGUUUAUCCCCUUUACCACGACUCAAUGAACUUUUAGCAUCUGUUGACUAAAUCCAUGGUAACGAAGGGAGACUGAAUCAUUGUCUUCAGAGAAUCAUAAUCAUAAUGCGGUUCCCUGCCUUGGUGUCUCUUCCACUGGAAACCUUGAUUUUCGCCCUUACCUUGUUCCCCUGGUCCGUGGCGAGCUUUGGAUUGGGAUUCCCGGAUCACCAAGCUCUUUAUGGUCCGGAAGAUGUGGCGAUUACCCGCUUGAACUUUUCGGAUUUCGCCUCCGUGAUCCAUAAUGUCCAUGACAAUCGAGCCUGGAUGGUGGAGUUCUACUCUUCUUGGUGUGGUCAUUGUAUCCACUUUGCGCCCACCUACAAAACUUUUGCAGACGAAGUGUUUGGUUGGCGACAUGUGGUUGGGAUUGCAGCCAUCGAUUGCGCGGAUGACAAGAACAUGCCUACUUGUCGUGAAUAUGAUAUUAUGGGAUAUCCCUCGAUGAAGUUCUUUCCCCCUCAAGCUCCAAGUAGUGAGUUAGGCCAAGAGCGGACCGGCGACAAGACUGUGGAAAGUCUCAAGACAUCGGUGAUGGAAUACGUCAAAAAAGUCCAAGCCAAUGCCACCUAUGACCGGGCUACCGCCCGAUGGCCGGAUUUUAGACCUUUUAAUUCGAGCGACUUGAAGGAUUUAUGGCGAUCUGGCGUGGAAGCACCGUUGGCUUUGAUCGUGGUCGGUUCCAAAGAUGAUCCACUCGUUACUAACGUGUUGUUGGAUUUCUCAGAGAUUUCAUCCCAACUGACUCAGCCCAUCAUUGUGAAGCGUAUGACGUAUGAAGAGUCCCCCAAGUCCGUUUUAGAACAAUUGGGAGUAAAUAUCAAGACGGAUUAUCCGCGUAUUUUGACAGUCCACAAGGAAGAUCUGGUAGUAAGCGACCUCACACCCAUCCCGCGGGAUUUGGCGAGCAUGGUCAAAGUUCUGAAAGAGAUCGUGUUGAGUCAAAUGAAGACCUUGGUGCCCGAUGAUUUGGAGGGCAAGUUCUUCCUCACCAGAGAAGAGACCAAGAAAGCCGUGUUACGAGCAUUCAAGGAAGCCCAAGCGGAGCGGAAGAACAAGGGCCGCCAAAAGCCCGUGGUUCAUACUGAGUCCGAAAUCCGGCGACGGCGUUACACUGUUUUUAUGUCGGAUCUAGAGAACGCCAUCUUGUACUCCUUCAAUCAUGAAGUGGCCCAACACGCUUCAAUCACGGGCGAGGCCCUCAAUGCUCUUCAAGAUUAUGUGGAUGUUCUAGUUCGAUUCUUUCCGGGACGUCAGAGAACCAUGAAGUUUUUACAAGCCAUGCGAACUUGGAUCAUGAGCCAUGACGACGCUGUUAAAGGAAGUGAUAUGAGUAUUCAAGUGGAGAAGCUCAAGGUGCAAUUCUCGAGUUUCGAUGAUCUAGCCCCACUGGUUUGGAUCGGAUGUAAAGGAUCGGAAGCCAGAUUCGGGGGUUAUCCUUGCGGUCUUUGGAGUCUCUGGCACACCCUGACCGUAAAUCAAGCCCUUGCCGAUUCGGCCAAAGGUCAAGUGGACGAGCCCACUGUGGUCCUCAACGCCAUGACGGGAUAUGUGGAGCACUUCUUCGGCUGUCAGGAGUGUGCCAGACACUUUUUACAGGAGGCUGAUAAUGGCUUGGCCUUCGAAAAAGCCGUCAAGGGCCCCAAUGAUGCCGUACUGUGGCUUUGGAAGACUCAUAACCGCGUCAAUCAGCGCCUCAGUGGUGACAUUACCGAUGAUAGUGCCUUUCCCAAAGAGAAAUUUCCGAACAAGGAACAUUGCUCCGAUUGCUAUGAUAGCCAAGUGGCGGGUUAUGACCUCUGGUCCGAAUUUCAAUUGCCUCAGGUAGUUAAUUUCCUCAAGGAUAUGUACGGACCCAGUGGUUUGAGUCUGCAGAGUUUAAAGAACCUCGACAGUUUGGAUAAGAAAUACGUUCUGAAUGCGCAACAUCACGAGUUAGCCAUAUUCGGCCAAGGGUACAAUCGAGGCAAAGACGAAUCCGUGGACAAGGCCAACUUUAGCCAAGUGAGCAACAACGGGGAAAUGAGGUUCUUCAGCUCCAUUGAUAUCAGCCUGUGCUUGGUGAUCUACCUCAUGUCUGCCACGAUCUUGUACCUGGUCUACGUCAAGUUUGUGAAGAAACGUGGCAUCAGCUCUCAUUUGUCGUCGUUAUGCCCGAGGAGUCGAUCUCCCACUUCCAAUCCAUUAAUUGGCAAAGUUUGAAAAGGAACAUUCCUUUUCUUGAUGUAGAAAACCGUGUCCCAAAUGCUCCGGCUGUGAUAAUCCUUUGCUUUACCAUGCCUGACAUCCAUUCAGCCUGUGUAAUACAUAUUCUAUUCCCGUCCGUA